This is a messenger RNA of Cucumis sativus (cucumber), 2584 nucleotides long. RefSeq names its product long-chain-alcohol oxidase FAO4A. The record is from RefSeq and is a predicted model, not a curated record. The coding region runs from base 16 to 2472 and encodes 818 amino acids. Gene Ontology annotation, molecular function: long-chain-alcohol oxidase activity; flavin adenine dinucleotide binding. Lineage: Eukaryota; Viridiplantae; Streptophyta; Magnoliopsida; Cucurbitales; Cucurbitaceae. The transcript is spliced from 4 exons.
UUUUGAAAAAAUUCUAUGAGCGAACCUGGAAAGCGACCAAACCAAAAUAUGGGACAUUUCUGUGCGGCGGUGAUUGGCGGCGGCGGCGGCGGUGACGACGGGGAAACAAAUCACCAACCCCACCAACACUGCGUGAUAGAGCUCCACGGCGGUGCCGACAGCUUCCACGACGGAGCAUCGGUAGAAAUUUCACAACAUGCAAACUCCAAUAAUGACUACUACUCCUCCGCCGGCCACCUCUCCGCCUCGGAAAUGGAGUCUCUUGCUGCUCUAUGCGAUACAUUUUUACCGUCCGUCGCUCCAUCCACCGCUGCAGAUAGAUCCACUGCCUUUUUCUUUGAGACCUCCGCAUCUGCUAUUGGAACUCCUGACAGAGUAGGGGAGAUGAUAAAGGAGAGAGUUAAACAUCCAAAGAAAUGGCUAGUGAGAGUUACUCUAUGGUUGUUAUCAACAUGGUAUGGGACAUACAUUCUAUGUGGUAAUAAAAGCCUUUCAAACCAUUUCCCAUACUUUGAGAGAUUUUCAAAAGUUCCUCAAAAGAAAAGAGAACAAAUUGCACUCUCUUGGUCCCUAAGCUACUUUUUUCUACUUAGAAUGUUGUUCAGAACCAUUAAGAUCUUUUGUCUUCUCGCUUUCUUUACACAGGUUGAUGAGGAGUUGAACAACAUAUCAUGGAAAGCAAUUGACUACCCAGGAAGUGACCCUCAAUUCAAACCUCCAUCCAACCUAAAAGAAAAAGACAGUAAAUCAAAAGAAGUUGAUGAAGGCGAAGAAGCUGAAGAGCUUUAUGGGCCUCUUUUCAAAGGCAUUGUCAAUCUACAACACCAACAACAGAUACAAGUAGCUGUAGGAGCCCUUAGAAAAUUUGGAUUUCCAGUCACUCUUCUUUCCCCAACCACCAAGCCUCCCAACCCUUCAAUGAUCAUCAAGUGCGAUGCAGUGGUGGUCGGGUCCGGGUCAGGCGGCGGAGUGAUAGCUGGGGUGUUGGCUAAUGCAGGGUACAAAGUGCUUGUAUUAGAGAAAGGAAGCUAUUGUGCUAGAACAAACCUGUCACUCCUAGAAGGGCCAGCCAUGGAAGAAAUGUAUCAAUCAAGUGGUUUGGUGGCAACUGAUAAUAUGAAUGUGCUUAUACUUGCAGGCUCUACUGUUGGUGGAGGGUCAACAGUAAAUUGGUCAGCUUCUAUUGAAACACCAAGUCAUAUAACUAGAGAAUGGUCAGAUGAGUAUGAAUUGGAGUUGUUUAGAAGCAAUUUAUACAAAGAAGCAAUUGAUGUAGUGUGUAAGAAAAUGGGAGUUCAAUCAAAAAUUGACAAUGAAGGGUUUAACAAUGCAGUUUUAAGAAAAGGGUGUGAGGAAUUGGGUGGUCAUGCUAUCACUAUUCCUAGAAAUUCAACUUCUGAUCAUUACUGUGGUUGGUGCUGUCUAGGAUGCAGGGAUGGAAGAAAGAAGGGGACUGCAGAGACAUGGCUUGUGGACUUGGUAAGGUCGGGAAAUGGCGUUAUACUUCCAGGCUGCGAAGCCAUUAAAAUCAGACAGGAGAAGGAACAUGGGAGAGAACGUAAGAGGGCAAAAGGCGUUGCAUUUGAAUUCUGGUGUGGAUCAGCAGCCAAACAGAUGUGCUUGGUUGAGUCCAAGGUGACUAUAGUGGCAUGUGGGGCUCUUAAUACUCCUCCAUUGUUGAAAAGAAGUGGGUUGAGAAACCCAAAUAUUGGAAAAAACUUGCAUCUUCAUCCUGUAACAAUGGCAUGGGGUUAUUUUCCUGCAGAAACUGAUAAAUCAUGGCCAGAGAAAGACAAGAAAAGCUAUGAAGGAGGGAUAAUGACAGCCAUGUGUAACAUAGGGUCGGAACCUAAUCAAGAACCUGGAUAUGGAGGAGCAGUAAUCCAGACACCAGCCUUACACCCAGGGCUCUUCUCAAUCUUAAUGCCAUGGAUCUCUGGAACAAAUAUCAAACAAAGGAUGUGCAAAUUUUCAAGAACAGCCCAUGUAUUUGUAUUGGCAAGAGACAAAGGGUCAGGAAUAGUGAAAUCUCCAAGCUCACUAAGCUACAAAAUGGAUGAUGUGGAUGAACACAAUCUACAGAAAGGAUUGGAAAAAGCUUUGAAGAUUUUGGCAGCAGCUGGAGCAGUUGAAAUAGGAACCCAUCAUAAUAAAGGGAGAAGCAUAAAUGUGAAGAAAGUGAGUUUUAGAGAGUAUGAAAAGUUUGUGAAAGAGGAAAGUUCAAGGCCAUUGAAGGAUUUGUUGACACCAAUUUGUUCAGCUCAUCAAAUGGGGAGUUGCAGAAUGGGAAUUGGAGCUAAGGAUUCUGUGGUGAAUCAGAGAGGGGAGACAUGGGAAGUGGAAGGCCUUUUCAUUGCUGAUUCCAGUGUUUUUCCAACUGCUUUGGGAGUUAAUCCAAUGGUUACAGUUCAAGCUAUUGCUUAUUGUACUGCACAAUCUGUUCUUGAAACUCUUAAGAGGAAGAGAAAUUGAUGUAAAUUAGAGAAGAUAACUUAUGAACUCGAUGUCAUGUCUUUUCUAUCUUUUCUUCUCAUGUUGGCAAAAUAGCAUGGCUUUUGUAAUAAAGAAAAUGUUUUGGAGCUCA